AGCUCAAUUUUGCCCAAGUAUAGCCGAACUUCCCGGAGGGCGGAACUGAGGCAAUGUCAGCCAUCACUGGGGAUCAGGUGGCUGUAUACGAUCGUCAGCUGCGCCUUUGGGGUGUCCAGGCGCAACAGAGGCUUCUCAAUGCCAAGGUAUUGAUUUGGGGCCUUGAAGGCAGCAACGUUGAGGCGUGCAAGAAUUUGGUCCUGGCAGGCAUCGCCCUGACUCUUCGAGACCAUCGCACAGUCACAGCUGCUGAUGUAGGCUUCAACUACUUCUUGAGGCCAGAGGAUAUAGGCAAGAAUCGGUCCGAAUGUGCUUCGAAACGAGUACAAGAGAUGAAUCCGCUUGGUAGCGUCUCCUCCAGCAGCGAAGGGCCAGCAAAGAAUCCAGAGAAGCUGAAGGAGCUUCUCAAAGGCUUUGACGUCGUCAUCGUGGGUCUUAGUUGUUUGGGUUUUGACUUUGAGCUCGCGGCUUCGAUGGAUGCAGCUUGCAGAAGUCUAGGUGCUGGUUUCUUGCUGACCGUGGCAGCUGGUGAAAUCGCCUUUUUCUUCUCGGACCUUCACGAGCACAUCAUGCAGGAACGCAGUGCUCAAGGCAGCACAGAUGUAGGCCAAACGGGGCAGAAUCCAGAAACCUUUAGCUUCCCUUCCUUCAGCGACUGGCUGGCUGCAGUGCCUGCAUUGCUGACAGGGAAAAGCGAUGAUUCCUUCAAACUAUUUGGCCUUUUCGCCUCUUUCCUUCGGGGCAAAGCUGAGAGAGCUGUUCCAAGUGCUGCAGCUGAUUUCGAAGCGCAUUGUCAGGAGGUUAAAUGCCAGCCAAAAGUUGAUGGGUUGCAGACAAUGCAGCAGGCGUUCGGCCAUUUCUUUGUGGAGCCAUUGGUCCAUGUGGCCUCUGUGCUUGGUGGUCUUUUAUCCCAGGAGGUGAUCAAGGCUAUCACCCGAAAAGAUCCACCACUAGCCUGGCCCUGAUGCAAUUUGAUUUGGCAUUCUUCAGGACUUGGUGACGAAUUGCCCAAAGCAACCCCGAGCAUAUUGUGUAAAUUAAAAAUGAUAUUCAGGGGCCAGGGGGCCAGGGGGCAUUUCUUGCUCACCUUUUGUACAUUUAGGUCAACAGCGUGUGUUUCAACGCGCACACUGGAGCAGCGCUGGUGGAGCAUUGCCCCGCCAAGCCUGCAGCUCCAGUAAAGCGAAAGGCGGAGGAGGAUGUUGCUGACCUUCUGGAUGACUGAUAUGGGGCCAAGAGGGCUCAGAGGUUGGAAAGUUGCUGAUGGAUCGUGAAA
Durusdinium trenchii is the source of this 1276-nucleotide messenger RNA. Lineage: Eukaryota; Dinophyceae; Suessiales; Symbiodiniaceae. The record is from the annotation of a GenBank genome assembly.